AUGGUAACUGAGUUCCUAGGCCGCGUGCACAAAGCGGAUAAAGACAAGUACGGCGUGGGGUAUUUCCAACCAGACGACUGCGACAAUGAGAACACGACGUGUGAAUUCACGGCGUAUCCCGAGUACGACAACCUCAAGGAAGCUUACAAGACCACCAAAAAUUCGACUGUCGAAAGGGAUUCAUUCACCCCCACGAGGACGUCCGCCCUCAAGUGUCCAUCCGCACUCUCAAUGGACCUGCCAGAGACGCCCGACGUUGAAACUUUGUCGUGUUCCGUUGCUCAGCCAGUGUGUGGCGGCCAGAAGUCCAACGACUUUGACUCCGGUACACUGGCCGAUCUCAACGAGGGCAAAACUGCGUCAUCGUCGACUGCAGGUGGUUCCUCAACGUCUGCAACGGACAAAGAUAGCGCUGGUAGUCACCUCACCAGUUGA
This is a messenger RNA of Phytophthora infestans T30-4, 435 nucleotides long. RefSeq lists its product as uncharacterized. The coding region runs from base 1 to 435 and encodes 144 amino acids. The record is from RefSeq and is a predicted model, not a curated record. Gene Ontology annotation, molecular function: 1,3-beta-glucanosyltransferase activity. Gene Ontology annotation, biological process: cell wall (1->3)-beta-D-glucan biosynthetic process. Lineage: Eukaryota; Oomycota; Peronosporomycetes; Peronosporales; Peronosporaceae. The transcript has 3 exons. Gene Ontology annotation, cellular component: cell wall.